Messenger RNA from Necator americanus (New World hookworm), 354 nucleotides. RefSeq lists its product as uncharacterized. The coding region runs from base 1 to 354 and encodes 117 amino acids. Lineage: Eukaryota; Metazoa; Nematoda; Chromadorea; Rhabditida; Ancylostomatidae. The record is from RefSeq and is a predicted model, not a curated record. The transcript is spliced from 4 exons.
AUGGUAUUACCGGCAACUAAAAAAGACUAUGGAGAUGUUAUUGUGAAGACAAGGUCCCUCACUGAAGCACAGAAGAAUGUGGAGUUUGUUUCACAGCUGCUGGAGUCGCUGGAAGUGUGGGAAGCUUCUGGAGUAGAAGGAGUCAUCUUCAAUGUUGACCUGAAGGAUUCGUCUAUCAUUCCGAUACUAGCAGAGCAUGAUUUCACGUUUGCACACUCGAAUUACGGAACGGAAUUGACGAUGGUGCGAUGGCUGUCCAAUACAUCAUCAAUGUUGCUUGAGUUUUCGGAACCAAGCGAUUGCACCACGUGGAUAUCCGCUAGCAUCACGGCAACGCGGCUACUGAGGGGAUGA